This is a messenger RNA of Mycetomoellerius zeteki, 2559 nucleotides long. RefSeq lists its product as uncharacterized. The record is from RefSeq and is a predicted model, not a curated record. Bases 1613 to 2191 code for a protein of 192 amino acids. The transcript has 4 exons. Lineage: Eukaryota; Metazoa; Arthropoda; Insecta; Hymenoptera; Formicidae.
AUUAUACUUCUUUUUUUAUAUACAAGUAUAAAAAUAUAAUUAUUUUUAACGCGAUCGCCAGCGAAUGUUAAACUUUUAUCGAGAUAAUUUAUUUGGACCUUGAUUGACACUAUAUAUGCAUCUUUUUUUUAAAUAUGAUUAACAAUUGUGAUAUGUAACUGAGCGUUGAAUUUUUUUUGUACAUUUCGUAGAUUAAUCUGUUAGGACAUGCACAUUGUAUAUGAAAAAUGUUUCGAUGUAUUUUUUUUCUUAACAAAGAGACUUACUGUCGAACGGAUGACGCGUUGAAUAAAAGCAACAUCUCUCGUUCGUUCUGUCAUUCUUAAAGGUAAACUCCAAGCUGGCUUUUUGGGCAUUACCGUACUUGUGAAUACAAGAUAAGACAACUGCGUUGAUAUCGCGCAAUCUAUCAUAAAUAAUAGUAUGCGAACUGUCUUUCCCAAUACGGACUACUCUGAAAUAGCGACUGACAUUCGGAUUGUAAAAUAUAUCACAAUGUAGAAUAUAUAGCAAAUGGCGAAAAUUACAUUGUACCUGCUGCUAUAAAUUUAAAUCGACACGAUCUUUGAUAUAUCACAAACGUAAUCAUGAUUACGUCAUUUUAUAUAUACGUAUAUAUUUAUAUGUACACUCCGUGUAUUCCGUAUACGACCUAUCUAAUGUGUUUUAUUGCAGAGUGUAACUUUUUCAUACUUUAAAAAAUUUAAACUAUUUAUGCAUAUCAUCUCGUUAUCUGCGUUAAAAUGGUACACGUCAUUGUUAGAUGAUAACCGCGCUGAACGGCAUUGAGGGGGUCUACAUUCGCUUAUCGCGUAGUUAUCGUUAAGUCGUCGUAAAGGUAGAAACUUAUUGUUUUUCAGUUUUUAACGCUGCAACGACUAAAACUGCCUCAAUAAUUCUACUUGGAAUUGCAGUUUCAUCGCAAGCAUUCUUCGAUACAACGCACCGGGCGAUCGUCAUAUUGCAUCGAGAGUGAUAAUCGCGAGUUUUUAAUAUAUUGAUCGACAUACAAGAACUCUAGCAAGAACUUACUCUACAUCCUAACCGUUAAAAUAAUUUUCCAGUAUUUCUUAUCGCUCGCAAACGGCAAUUUGCAUGCGUUAUGCAACCUGCAGGAAGUUGCAUCAAGAACUGAAUCGGAUUUCUCAUUGAGACUCGUAUAUGUACUAGUGUUUUGUUCCAACGGAACAAAUUCGAGAGUCGUUCGGAACAGAAGCGUCUGGAUAAACGGAUGGGUUGAUACGAGUCUAAAUACUUUCGUUUGCGUUCAGAUAUCGCUGAUCCGUUACGCAACGUUAGUGUGCUGUAAAACAAUAUGAACACCUUGCUUCGAACGGUAUACGAUGCUUUACAAAUCGAUACAGGUUCGGUACAUAAAAAUCCGAUCGUAUUACCGACUAUUAAUAUAUUACCUUAAUAAUCAAGUUUUCUAAAAAUAAAUCCACGUCAAGAAGAUCAUGAAUGAGAUGUGAAAAGCGACACUUUGUGUAUCUCUCUCCACUCCGGGAUCAUUUAUCACCGUAAAUAAGUAGUAUACGCUUGCGAUAAGCCGUGUAGAUUAAUAACUUACUGCGAGGAGGAAAUUUCCCUUUCCGACUGUCUCAUAUCCAAGAUGUUUUUUCUGAUCCUGUUGGAUGCGGAUUGCUCCGGCCGCAUGCUGGCUACUAUCUUGGUCGCAUGGGUGACGACGGCGAUGAUAGCCUCGAUAUUGCUGCAAUGGGAACACAUGUGGGUUGUUUUGGUAAUAUUGACGCUACUUUUCUUCCUGGUUUGCGGAUAUACCGUUUAUACUGUCAAAAGAACUCACGCGAGAAUUCUGAUCGAGCAACAAAGAGCGGCGAUUCGGACUAUCUCGGAUAUUACUGCCAAUCGCAGACAGGCAGGAUCGUCAGCAUACGCGGUGCAUUCUUCUCCAGAUUUACCACCGUCUUAUGCGUCUGUGAUGACUGUUCAGGGAACAUCGAGGUCUGCUCAGACGUCAACGACCAUCAACCCAUCCAGCGAGGACAAAUUCGAGAAUCCUCCACCGUAUUCCAUCGUAAUCGCAUCUAUAAAUGCAGCGCAAGAGCAAAACAUGGAAAUGUCGAGAGAACGGCACGUACCGUCCGUACCCAUGAAAAAAAAUGACACUUCCGUUUCAACUAUUUCCACCCUCGCGUCCGUGUCUCAAACGUACCCGCAUCGGAGAUGAUUUACAAUUAAUUAAAUUAGUCUUGCAGAAGACGGAAAUGGGAUUCACAUUGAAAAAUGCCGAAUCGUACAAAAGAUGAGCGAAUGGAUUUUUGAUACGAUCACAAUUGAAAUUUUUCGUCAAUAAAAACGAUUGUUAUCUUAAAAAUAUUAUCGCGCGACGAUAAGAGCUUCAACGAAGGAAAGUGGCCGAUUAGAAUUUGUACGAUCGAACAAAAGUAGCUCUUGGAUAAAAGAAUCGCAACAUAUAUCUAUUUAGCUUAGAAAAUUUGAUUUCUAUCCGUGAUAUUUUCUUCGCGUACAUUUUACGUAAAAUUUUAAUUGAAUUAAAUUUGUAUUUCCCGCAUUCUUAAUAAACAAAUUUUCUAC